Molecule: messenger RNA, 1702 nt
Organism: Mucor mucedo
Lineage: Eukaryota; Fungi; Mucoromycota; Mucoromycetes; Mucorales; Mucoraceae
Product: cytochrome P450
Exons: 8
Coding region: 27-1628 (533 amino acids)
Molecular function (GO): oxidoreductase activity, acting on paired donors, with incorporation or reduction of molecular oxygen; monooxygenase activity; iron ion binding
Source: RefSeq, a predicted model, not a curated record
UUACAUUUUUACCACAAAAAAAAAGUAUGUCUCUCUUACAAAAUUCAUUCUUGGAAGUGCCUUUAAAAAAUGCUUUGGCGUUAUACAAUAAAGAAGUCAUACCACGAUUAACGAAAAAGAAUAAGAUAAUCUCUAUCAGUGUCGCUGUUGCAUUAUCACUCAUUUAUCUGAUCAGAGAGAAAGUAUUAAAACCUCCAAAACAUCUACGUCAUAUCCCUUAUAUUAGCUACUUGGAUUCUGUAAAGGCUAUAUUGACAAGAGAAUCUGCAUGGGAUCGCUCGUAUAGAGUAUUUCUUCCCGAAAUCGAUCAAAAAAACCAUAGUAUUUUUUUGGAACAAGCAAGACUCGGAUGGAUAGUGCAUGUGGCGAAUCCAAAAGAUGCCAGACGUGUAUUUUUAAAAAUCGAUCAAUUCCCCAAACUCCAACCAAAAAUUGAGCAUAAAGACACCGUGAGCUCCAAGUUUCUUGGUGGUCCUAAUAUUCUUAUGCUAAACGGCCCAGAAUGGAAAAAACACAGAAUGGUAGCCAAUCCGGCCUUCCACCGUUCUUUACCUGUGAAAAUGUUUGGUAAAUUAACACAAGAUAUGAUUAAAGUGAUGGAUAAAAUGGAAGGAACUAUCAAUAUAUCAGAUUUGUUACAUCGCUGGACUUUAGAAGCUAUCGGAAAAGCUGGAUUUGAUUUCGAAUUUAAUGCCAUCAAAGAUCGAGAUAGUGAAUGGAUUAUUAGAUACAAUAAAAUCAAUCAAGGUCUUCGUGAUCCCAAAUUCUUUUUCUUUCCGCUUCUUGACUCAAAAUGGCGUUGGAUGUUUCCCGGACGUAACAAAAUUCACCAGGAAUUGGACAUUUUUUUAAAGAUGCUCGAUGAUGUUAUCGCUAAAAAGAAAGAAGCAAUCAAGCAUGGUUUACACAAUAAGGUGUUGGAUGAUAAUGAAAAGGAUUUACUUACCCUGAUGAUUGAAAGCGAGGAAUUAGGUGAAGGCGGAUUGAAUAACGAAGAGCUCAAAAGUACAUUGUGUAUAUUUUUUUUGGCUGGUCAUGAUACUACAGCAGGUGCAUUGUCAUUUGCCGUUCAUUAUUUAGCUCAAAAUCAGGAUAUUCAACAAAAGGCAAGAGAAGAAGCCAUUCGAAUCUUAGGCGAUGACAAGUGUGAUGUUUUACCUACUGUUGAACAAACCAAGGAAAUGACUUACAUAAAUCAGAUUAUUAAGGAAACACUUCGUAUCAAUGGACCCGCUACAAGAAUCAUCCCCCGUAUUUCCACUGAAGAUGCCGAAUUUUCGGGCUUGUUUAUCCCCAAAGGAACCCAAGUUACGGUCAAUAUAUUCGCCAUUCAACAUUCGGAAAAGGUUUGGAAAGACGCUCAUAUCUUUAAUCCUGACAGAUUUGAAGAUGGUGGGGAGGCAUCUCAAGUAGAAAGUAUGGCAUGGACUCCUUUCGGAAAUGGUGCAAGACAAUGUAUUGGCAUGAAUUUUAGUAUGAGUGAACAGCGUGUUAUGCUUGCUAUGUUAUUACGCAAAUAUACUUGGAAAACACCUGAAAACUCCAUUCAUAAAGAUGGCCCAAAAGUAUUCGGUCUGGGUAUUCUCAGUCCUCAUAAUUUGGAUAUUGACUUUCAAAAGAGAUAUUAAAACCCUCGUGUCUAGUUAUUAAGGACCCCACUGGUAUUGAUAGGGUUUAUUAAAUAAAACAACCAAAAUCCUUU